Dictyostelium discoideum AX4 is the source of this 2859-nucleotide messenger RNA. RefSeq lists its product as hypothetical. The record is from RefSeq and is a predicted model, not a curated record. Gene Ontology annotation, biological process: regulation of DNA-templated transcription. Bases 1 to 2859 code for a protein of 952 amino acids. Gene Ontology annotation, molecular function: zinc ion binding; sequence-specific DNA binding. The transcript has 3 exons. Lineage: Eukaryota; Evosea; Eumycetozoa; Dictyosteliales; Dictyosteliaceae.
AUGGAUUAUCAAUUACAUGAAGGUAAACAAAUCUCGCAAGAGUUUCCAACUGACAUUUCCACAACAAAGUCAUCGGAUUUAAAAAGUAGAAAAACCGAUUCUCCAUCUAUUCAAAGAACACACGAAUUUGUUAAUUUUUCAGUCUUUCCAAUUGUAAAUACCAAUGAAAUUAUGAAUGUUGAUAUCAAACAUUUUUCACCAGAUUUAAAAUGUCCAACCUCACCAAAUAUAUUUUUACAACCUUUAACCACCACCCCCAACACCACCCCCAACACCAGUACCACAAUUGAUUCAAAUACAGAAAUUAAUCCAAUUGAAAUACAAUUACAAUCACCACUUUUAUUCCAACCUGAACAUCUUUCACCACAAACUUUAAAAACUACAAUACCAACAUUUUCAAUUCCUACAUAUCCAACUCCAUUAAAUACCAAAUUUCAAUCUUCACCUCCACCACCACCACCACCACCAGCUGCAACUACAACAACAACAAUAACUACAACAACAACUACAUCUGCUGGUAAUUCAACAACUAAAAAUAAUAAUAAUAAUAAUAAUAAUAAUAAUAAUAACAAUGGUAAAUCACCAAAACAAUUUCAAGAUGUUUUAAUUCCAGUUACUUCAUCAGGUAAAGAUGGUGCUUUGUAUACAGUUUUGGAGAAUGUACCAAUAAAAAGAACACAUAGAAGAAGAAGCGCAAACAUUGAUAAAGACUCUUUAAAAUGUUAUCAAUGUAAUACAAGUAAUACUCCAGAAUGGAGAAAAGGUCCAGAAGGCCCUGCAACACUUUGUAAUGCAUGUGGUUUAGCAUAUGCAAAGAAACAAAAGUUGACAAAGAAUAAUAUUAAAUUUAAUCAAUCAACAAAUGUAAAUAAUAAUACCAAUAAUACAAUUACACAAUUAAACCAACAAAUAAAUAAUCAAGGUUUACCAAAUUUAACAUCUACCACCACAACUUCCAACAAUACAGCAGCAGCAGUAAACAUAACUACACCAUCAAAAAGAAAUAAUAAAUAUAAUACUCAUCGUUCUAAAGUAUUUGGAGAAGUGGCACCAUCAAUCGUUUAUACCAAUGGUACACUCAAUAAUGUUGGUACACCAGUUAGUGAUACUAAAAAGAGUCAUACCUUUCAUGAAUAUAUGACACCUUCAAAUUCAUUUUUCACUGGUAAACCAAUUAAAACAACAAAAACUAAACCAAAACCAAAGUCAAAAUCAAAACCAGGUAAAAUAACACAUACUAAACAUGAACAACCUCAAUUGAAUGAACAAGUUCAAGCUAUAAUGGAAAAGAAUAAUUUAUUAAGUUCUUCUGGUGGCUCUGGUGGUGCUGGUAGUAGUAGUAGUAGUUGUGGUACAUCUUUAAAUAGUUCUUUAGGGAGUAGUAGUGGUACCAUUACUAAUAGUGGUGGUGGCAGUAGUGGUGGCGGAGGUGGAAAUUUAUUUAGUAACCAACAACUUGGUUUCACUUGUAUAAAUAAUAAUGUUAGUAAUAACAACAGCAACAACAACAUAAAUAAUAAUGAUAAACAAAUUCAGCAACAAAUUCAGCAAGUUCAACAACAAGUCCACCAACAAGUCCAACAACAGCUACAACAACAACAACAAGUCCAACAACAACAACAACAAAUUAAUCAAGAACCAUUUUUAAAUCAACAAAAUCAUUAUUAUCAAAAUAUAUUCCAAAAUGUUUCAACAGGUAAUCAAAAUUGUGCGAUUAAUACAAAUGGUGGAUUCCCCCAAUUCGAAUCACCAAUGGAUAUCUUCCCAUAUAAUAAUAAUACCACCAAUUGUACUCAAGACUCAAACGGUUUUGUACCAAAUUUAGCAAACUUUGAAAUGCAAGGAAACGUUUUAUAUAAUUCAAGUGGUUCGCCUUCAAGUUUGGGUCAAUAUGUUAUUCAAAAUAAUAGUUUUUCUGGCCCAAAUGAUCAAAAUCCUUAUGUUCCUUCAGUUUCUUUAAAUUCAAAUAAAACUACUAAUAUUAAAAAUAAUAAUAAUAAUAAAAAAAAUAGUAAAAAUAAAAAUAAUAAAAAUAAUAAAAAUAAUAAUAAUAAUACAAAAAUCAAUAAUCACCACAUCAAUAAUAAUAAAAAUAAUGUAAAUACAAAUCAAACAAUUAUAAAAGAAAAUAAUUCACAAAAACAACAUCAACAACAACAACAACAACAACAACAGCAACAAGAACAACAAAAACAACAACAAGAACAACAAAAACAACAAGAGGAACAACAACAAAAUUUAUCAAUUAAUAAUUCAAAUCAAACAAAUGAAAAUGAAAUUUUAGGAACAACAACAACAACGACAACAUCAACAGCAACAAUAAUUACUUCUCAAGUACCAAUGAAUUUAUCACCAAACUCUGAUGAUAAUCAAUCAUCUUCAAAUUAUUCAACAUUAUCUGAUUCAGGAUCUAGUCCAACUGAUAGUUUUAGUGGAUUAUCAGUAAAUACUCCUCAUCCAAAUUGUGAUAGUUUCAGUAGUAGUAUUAAUAAUGGUAGUAAUUGUGGAAGUGAUAUUGAAACCAUCGAGUCUCCACUUCAAAUGUCAACAGAUGUUUUAACUAUUAAUAAUUGCAGUAGCAAUAGAACAACAGCUACCAACAACAACAUCAACAACAACAACAACAACAACAACAACAACAACAACAACAACAACAAAUGCUCCAUUAAAGAUGAUACAUUUAAUUUAUUAACAAACUCAAAUUUGGAUAGUUUUGGUAUCAUAGAUUGUAUAAAUGGUUCUUCAACAAAUACAAAUAGUUUCUUUAUGGAAACACCACUUUUAAUCAAUGAUGAAGAUUUAUUAUCAAGUUCAAAUUUAACAAGUUCUUCAGAAUUGUUACCUCAUUCAUUUGUUUAA